AUGAUGGAACAGAAAAAAAUCCGCGAGAAGACAAAUAAAGGAUACAAGGCAAGGUACUCUGGUAAGCUAUUCGGAAAUCAUGCAAAGAUGAGGAAUCAACAUGUGAACGAAAAUAAGCAGCAAAAUGAUUUUACCUCAGCGGAAGCAGCCUGGAUGGAAAAGAAGCAAAAACUAUACAAAGACACAAAUAAUCAGCCCUUGUGGGAUUUUAGAAAAAUACAAAUCAACCCAACAGACACAGAGGAAUUGAUUAGUUUCCCAACAAAUCAGAUCUCCUCCAAUAAGUAUGGAACAUAUUCCUUCCUUUUUAAGAGCCUAUAUGAGCAAUUCUUACGGUUACCAAAUAUAUGGUUUUUGAUUAUCUGUCUGCUAGAAUUUAUUCCCGCUUUUCAGAAUUUGUCAAACUAUAUGUAUUAUACUAAGCAGUCAUCCAUUUAUUUGCUAGCCUUUUUUGUAUGCGUGUCUAUUGUGAAAAAUGUGUAUGAAGAUUCUAGGAGGUCUAAUAUAGACUCCCAGAUCAAUAACAGGCUGUGCCACGUUGUGGACGGUUCGAACAGUCAGCUAAAAGCAGUGAAGUGGAUGGACCUAACGGUCGGUAGUAUCAUUAGGUUAAUAGAAAAUGAACAAGUGCCUGCAGAUAUUCUCCUACUAAGCUGUAACAACAAUGAAGGGCUGGUAUACAUAGAGACGUCGCUAAUAAAUGGGGAAACAAACUUAAACAAAAAAUGUUGUGUUAAUGAAACGAGGAAUGAGAAUUCUAUCUAUGGGAUCUGUAACAUAAGAGGAAGAAUAAUUUGUGAAAAGCCAAACAGUAAUAUGGAAUCAUUUAACGGGUCCUUAAAGUUAGAUGCUCAUCCUCGUGCUACCUCCCUAUCAAUUAGCAACGUUGUCUUUAAAGGGUCUUACAUAAAAAACACAGACUACAUUUUUGGAGUUAUUAUUUACACAGGAACGGAUACAAAAAUUAUGAAAAAUAUUUUAAAGAGUGUAUACAAAUCUGGAAAUAUAAACAGAGAAUUAAAUAUAUACACAAUUCUGACAAUCAUUUUUACCUUCAUUUGUGUCUUCAUAUCAGUGUUGUGCAAAUGGACAGAAGAUGAUAAGUUCAAAAAUGGAAUUCACUUUUUGCUAAUUACUGUGAAGGAUAAUUUGUUCGAAUCUAUCGUAAAGUAUACGCUGCUCUAUUCGAACAUCGUUCCUAUUAGCAUCCUCAUAACGGUUGACCUAAUUUCUAUUCUGCAAAGUGUAUUUAUCGAAAAUGACAACCGAAUCAGUACCUUCGAGAAUGAACUAUCCGAACCGUCCCUCAUCGAUGAAACUGAUGAACGUGAUGAAUGUGCCGAUUUGAAAAAUACGAAAUCGUCUAACUUCUUCAGAAAAUACACCUUCUUUUUAAACAACAUUGGUAGAAGGAACUUUACCCCAAGUAUAUUCUCUUCAACCAACACAGAACCAAAUAUGGACAACAGGAAAAACUUUAUAGGUACAUUUGAUAAACUCAGGGCUUUUAAAAGUUACUUUAAUAACAAAAGUAGCCUGCUUAACUCCAAGUCGCACGUGAAUAGUUCUUAUAAUAGGAGCUCCCUGGGUGAGAGUAACAGUGUGCAGGUGAAUAAGGCAAACAGAAAUAGUCACUUCCUCGCGAAGGUGAGAAAUGCCUUCCUGAGGAAAGAUAAACUUGUCAAUUUUCAGGCGAAUAUGGUACCCAAACACGGUGCCUCCUACCAUGGACGCGUAAAGAGCGGUGGUUCCUCUAACACGCAGGGGACCCUGCGCGGCAAAAUCGACGUGCAAAGUGAGUACCAGGUUAGCACCCACGCUGACAAUUUCCCCAGUAAUGACAAACCAACCGGAUUGAAUACUGAUGGUGAGCCGAGUCGAGGGAGAAACCCGCUGUACGCCCUCUUCCCAUUUUUUCGAAGGAAGACAAACAGAACAAUUGACGCCGUCAAAAAAGUGGAUAAAAUGAAGAGCGCCAGUAAGUGCCACUUCCCCAGGGAUCGUUUUACCCCCAGGGAGGAUGAAUACGGCUGGGGAAUAUGCCUCAAUUCUAACAUGCAUGGAGAUUUAGGAAACGUAGAUUUUAUAUUUACAGACAAAACGGGAACUUUAACAAGCAAUGAAAUGUCCUUCAACAUGUGUUCCAUUGGUGGUCGAACGUAUGGAGGAAAGCGACAGAAAGGGAAAAAGGUAAAAACGGGGAAAGGAAUACCUUCCAUUUGUAGUCGAACGGGAUCCUCCCAAAAUGGUUACAAAGAUGUAAAGAAUGGCAGUAGUAACCGCUUCUUUAAAAAGCGUUAUUCGGAAGACGCGCUUGUAAAAAAAAUUUCCUUCGCCACGAACAUCUGCAAUGAGUCUUCUGAUGAAGGUGAACAAGCUGCUGAAGGGGCGCGUAAAAAGAGGGAUCAUCCCAAUCAUCAUCAUGAAAAAUGGCGUGGGAACAACACAAGUAAGAACCAAUCGGACAAUGCACACUCGCAGGAUACCGAUAAUGCGAAGAAAGAGGACAACAUGUUUCCGAACCAUAAAUCCAGUUCCUUCUGGAGUUACCAAUCGAAGAAUAUAAAUCGAAAAUUUUCUGGCAACUCUUUAAAUAAAUGUCCAUCUUUUCAAAAUUCUGUGACGUUAUCCUCUUCCAUAUCACCCAUGUCUUCCUCCCGUUUUUCCGCCCCUUCUUCUUCACCCCGUUCAUCCUCCUGCGUGUCUUCUUGCACAUCGUCGUCAUCAUCUGGUUUAUCAUCUUCUUCCUCUUAUGCUUCUUACGUCUCCUCCUGUGGCGUCCAGAACAACGCCCAUUCGUCCUUCUUAUAUUCCUCGUCCAACAAGGAUCAUCACGAAAUGACUAACGAUUUUGAUAGCAUCAGGAGUUACUCCGAAUUGGGGCAAGAAAAAAACAACCAGACACAUCUGCAGGAUGACACCAAGGAUGAAACUACAGACAGGGGAAGGGAGAAGUACCCCCAGGAAUGCCCACAGGAAAGUGCUGACCUGUCCUGCUUCCUUGACCCAAAUUAUCAAGCGUAUCUAAUGCAACGUAAAUUUUCGAGACCCCAAAGUUUUCGAAAGAAUAUGAUCACAGGAUCUGUUAAAGCGAAAUGCGAUUUUAAUGACAAAAAAAUUUACGAAGAUUUAAAUUCAAACACAUGGAGGGGAUACUACAUUGAUGAGUUCUUCAAAUGUAUGACUCUGUGCCACGCGGUUGUACCUUUCAUCCAAUUCGACUACAUCCGAAAUAAGAACUUAACUCAUUUCCCCUCGAGGAGCUCCAAGGGAGUUUCCCAAUAUAUAGAAAAGUACAAUAAUCAUCCCAAGCAACAGUCAAACGAUAUGGUCAAGGCGAAGAAUGAGCUGAAUUUACAAACCUCCAUGGGGUAUGAAGGGAUGGAGGAGGAAGAAGAAGAACAUCAGGGGGGAAGUAAAUUUGCGGAUAGACAAACAAAGUGGACCACCGAAAUGUCAGACACGGCCAAAAAUGCGAAAAAGAAAAAUGAAACCAACCUGUACAAUUACAACUCGUUGAACACUCUGAACCUUAAAGAUGAAAAAAAAAGUAACAUAAAAUUUAAAUUCCUUUUUAAUAAAAAAUUUAGGAAAAAAAAAAAAAGUUAUACUUCUUUGGCCAACUCAGAGAUUUACAAAGGGGCAGAAAAAAAACACAAAAGCAGAUGGAACACCUACUUCAGUCUGAAAAAGAAUAAAAAUUUGUUUUCCGAUGAGAAAAACAAUAAAAUGAGUGAAAGCGCUUACAUAUCCAAGAGGAUUAGCGCAGUUUCGUUUAAACAAAUAUCGAAAGAGAAGUUACUUUCCAUGAACAGUUACGUGAGUAAUAGAAACAGUGAGGAUGGAGCACCUGGAGUGGACAGGAAAUACAAAGCCAAGUUGCGAAACUUGGAUGAAAGGAUCUUCGAAUUAGCUCCCUUAGUUAAUGAGAGGGGUUCCCGCAACAACAUCGCAAAUAGCGUUGCAAAUAAUAGCGCAUGUAACAUAGCAGGUAACGUCCCAAAUAACAGCGCGAAUGCUGCCCCCUCAGUGUAUGAUGACGGAGCAACCUCCAGAAAGACGGAGGAGCGCAAUACUAUACAACACUCCGAUUUUGAUUUAGACAAAUGUAGAGAUUCCCGAAUGACGGAUAACUAUACCUCCGAUUCGAAUGCCUACUUGGAUGCCAUCAAAUAUCAGUCCAGUUCCCUCGAUGAGGAAUGCCUAAUUUACACCUCCAAUUAUAUUGGGUAUAGACUCAUACUGAGAAACAAAAAUACCAUGUGCGUCGAAAUAGAUGGAAACCUGCACAAGUGGACAAUCAUUGGGGUUAAUGAAUUUACCAACAAGAGGGGGCGAAUGUCUAUUGUUGUGAAGCCAGAGUUUAUGCAGUCCGGAUCCAUUCUCUAUGUAAAGGGAUCCGACACGUCCAUCCUGUCCCUGCUCGAUUUGAAGUAUAGCAGUUUUUUGGAAAGGGCAGGAAAAAGAAGAAAAAAAAGGAAGGCGCACAAGGGAAAGCGCCAAGCCAGAGCGAGUCCGACGGGAAUAUCCAGCAGCAAGGGAAGGCAUCCCAAGAAAGGGGACAAAUUGGACGCGAGCCAGGGGAAGGGCUCCACCAGUGGAAUUAACACGGACUGCGAAUGCCCCCAUCACGGAACAGAUGCACAUCCCGAUGCGGACUCCAACGCCAGGAGUGAAAAUUGCAGGUUUGCGAGACGAUACAGGCAGCUGGAAAAACAGCUGCGUAAGUUCUCCGUCAGGGGGCUAAGAACGAUGGUGUUUGCCUUUAAAUAUCUAAACGAAGAAGAAACGGUAAAAUAUAAAAAAAUGUACGACGAUGCGUGCUUAUCCAUAUAUAAUAAAGAGGAGAGAUUAGAAAAGGUGGCCGAAAUGGUAGAGACGGAGUUAACUUACUUAGGCAUCACCGGGGUUAAGGAUAGGUUACAGAAGAAGGUAUCCAAAACGAUAGAGAUCUUGGGACAGUCGGGGAUCCGAAUAUGGAUGCUAACGGGAGACAAUGUAGAGUACUCAUUACACAUUUCCUUUUUGUGUAAAUUUUUAAAUUCACACACGAAGAUAUUUCACGCCAUGUUGGAAAAUACGAAUUGUAAAAAAUUAAAACGAGAAGGAAAAGCGUUGUAUGAAUUAUUCCAAUUAGAGAAGGAAGAAAAAAAGUGUCAUGAAAAAAUGUGUCUACUAAUCAAUGGAAAGAAUUUACAAACGUUUCUAAACCAUAGUGAUUUACAGACCCAUUUUCUAAACAUGGCAUGCAGUUCCGAUGUAGUGAUAGCCUGUAGAAUAACUGCAAAACAGAAGGCAUUCAUUGUACAGUUGAUAAAGCAUAGAUUAACUCCAACCCCAAACACAUUAGCCAUUGGAGAUGGAGCCAACGAUAUAGCGAUGCUACAGGAAGCAAAUAUAGGUGUGAGUAUCAUGACCCCUGAGUGUAUAAUUUCUUCUGGCUAUGCAGAUUAUUGUAUACAGAAUUUCUGUUGUCUUCGCAAGUUACUAUUUAUAUAUGGAUCCAAGCAUUUAUACACCAUGAGUAUUAUCCUGUACUGGAAUUUUUUUAAAAACAUUGUCCUCAUAUUACCCGUUUUUUUUUAUCAAGCAUAUGCCUCAUGGAGUUGUGUAAAGAUCUACCCAGAAUUGCUAUACACCUUUUUUAACAUUUUUUGGAUUUUUAUCCCUGUAAUUUAUUACGCCUUCCUGCAGCACAAUUUGAAUUACGACGUAUUGUAUAACAUUCCUUUAUUUUAUGCCCUCAGUAGAAGGAAGUACAAUAUGAGUACAUUGAAAUUUUUCCCUUGGAUUGUCGAAGGCAUUUUUUACUCUGUCGUUGUCUUUUUUUUUGCUUACACAGCAGUUAGGGAGAAUUCUCAUUUGAGUAAUGGGGAGGUGGUUACCAUUAGCACGUUUGGCAAUAUUUGUUUUCUUGGUUGUUUUUUAAUUUCCAUUGUUCGUCUUUUUUUGGAAGGAUCAUUAUGGUCGCCAUCCAUACUGAUCACCUGUUUUGGUUUCUUUCUUUUUGUCUUUUUCCCAUCUAUUUUGUUUAUAUUAUUAGCCUACAUUUCUAAUGACUACAUAAGGGAGGUCUUCAGGCAGACCUUCAUGUGGGCUCCCCUUUACAUUCUCCUAAUUCUCUGGUUUACUACCUGCAUCAUCUGCUACAUAUUUAUUAAUUUUGUUAAAGCUGUGAUGUUCCCAAAUAUCUACAGCGUUGUCAACCAUUGGCUCUUCGAGCAGUACCAGGAGAAGCACAGCAAGUACAAGUACGUCUACUUUCUAUCCGGGAAGAAAAAAUUCAUAAAUUUAAAAAAAAUUGGAAGAAAAUUUAAGCACCGAUUUAGCAGAACGGCCCACAAGACAUACAAAUUUAAGCCAACCAUGAAGCCGCUAAAUAAGGAACAGGACUACGUAAUUAACAGCAGGAAAUGCCUAGACAAACAGCGCAAUAUACACAGCUCCUUCUCUCCCUCCAAAGGGUUCAACAAAGAGGGAAAUUCAAAAUUUGGAAAAAGUACCUUCGAUGGAGGGGAUGUCUGCCUUGGCUGCAAUGAUGAUACGCACUUCGAUGAGGAGAAAACUUAUGGAAGCGCUAGAGUCACCUUGUGCGAGCAGGCUGUUCACGGGAUGGAAAAUAUGAAUCACUCAGAGGGUGGAAGUGAAAAAUGGGACGCGCAAGGAGGCACCACAAGGAAGAAGAAACCCGGUGAACGUAAGAAGACGAGAUGGGAUAAUCCAAACGGUGGAAAUGGAAACGAUGGGCAGCAGGAAAAAAAAGCCGUGAAACCAUCAGAGCAGAGGGAUAAAUCCCGUUUGGAAAAGAAACACACAAAGGAACGUGGAAAAGGUGUUGAUCUGCCUAAAAAUGGCACAGAACAGCGUAGGGACAUCGCACCAUCCAACAGGGACAUAGCAAUGAAAGCGCGUGAGGAGGUGGAACUGCCACCAUUGAAGAAAAAAGAAGCUAAUCGGAUGAUUGCCGACGGGGCAAAGAAUGGGGAAGCAAAUGAGGAGACGCCACGUGACGACGCAACGAAUGGCGAAAUGGCCAAUGGCGAAAUACCCAAUGGAGAAAUGCCCAAUGACCGGGGUGACCGAGCAAAUCUCAUCGACCCAAGCUCCGACGAAUACACCGAGUCGUCCGUUCCCAGAAUUGAUGAACCCCUCAUGGUUGAACUGAAGAAUUGCCUGAACCCGUUAAAGAACACCUUCCUGGUAGAUUUGCUACCCCAAGGAAAGCGCUUCCGAAUUAAUGAGGAACACAUAUUUUUUAAAAACAACGAAAGGAUGGAACACAUUCCAGAGCCGCUAGAUGUGAACAAGAGGAACUAUCACAUUAUACAAAAUAAGCCUGAAUUUUACGACAACGAAUCCACGUCCGAGUUCUCCUACACAAGUACAGAUAGUCUAAAUGACAGCAAUGGGAAAAAGAAGAAAAAAAAGGAAGACGCACAGAAGGAAAUAGUAAAAGUUAGCAACCUGAUUAACAGAUUUACUUUAGCAUUUAAGGACAUGCAACUGGAGUCAGGAUUUCAAAUUCAUAAGAAGAAUAAAUUUUACAAAAUUUUCACCCCUUGGUAUAGAUUCAUUUUUAUCCUCCUAGGUAUUUUUUUUCUCUACAUUUGGAAGUUAGAGUCGUCACUGAGUAAGUACUGGAACAUAUCAUCCAAUGCUUCCACCGAUUUGUUCAUCCUCAUCUUGUCCUUACUACUAGAAUUAGUUCUCCUUGCAGCAACGGUUACGACUUUUUUCCAAAAUAUUUUUAUAGAAAAUUUUAACAAAAUUAUCAGCGCUGUGGUGAUUCUGAUUAUAACUCAUCAUGUAGUUACUUAUUCCAUUACGCACAUCGAUGGAGUUUUCCAAGCAGUUCUAUUCCCUCUCUACACAUUUGUCAUUUUGAGAUUGCCCUUCGUUAAUGCGGUUUUAUGUAAUAUCAUUUUUUUAAGCCUCUUCAUUAUUAGAUUUAAGGGGGAUCACUUUUUAGACAAAAAAGGAUUAGCACAUUACAUUCCUUUGUUCAUUGGGGUGGAUGUGUUUGUCGGUUUUGUUGGUUACCGUUUGGAAUAUAAUCAGAGGAAGAAUUUCCUCCUGGAAUAUUCAGUAGAAGCGUCCAGACGAAAGCAGAGAGAAAUAUUAAACACCAUGCUUCCCCCUUUUGUUGUGGAUGAGAUGAUUUACUCUGAAUUGAAUGAAGAAGGAAUCCCCAUUUCGUUAAAAGCAGAAGAUAUAGAAACCGUUACCAUAAUUUUUUGUGACAUUUAUGAAUUUCAAAAUAUCGUUGCUAGUAUUGAACCUACGAGACUGGUUGAAGUGCUGGACAGACUAUUCCUCUGCUUCGACAAAUGCACAGAACAGUUUAACUGCACCAAAAUUGAAACCGUCUUCGAAACGUACCUUGCUGCAUGCGGGUUGGUGAAGAAGGAGGGAAGUGAGUCCAAGGAAAAUAAGGGUCAACGGGAUGCCCACGAUUCUAUCGACUUUGCAUUGUCAAUUCUGCAGGUUAGCAGUCACAUGAAGUAUGAGAAGACCAAGCAUAUGUUGAACGGGGGAGACUCCUUCGGUAGCCGGGCGGAAGGGAGCGAAAACGGCGCUGCGAAAAAAAACACCCUCCGCACGGGUAUCGAAACAACACGUGGUGAUAACGGUGGCACCGGCACGGAGAGAAGACCAACUCGAAUCAGAGUCAAAAUUGGAAUCAACUCCGGCAGAAUCAUCGCAGGUGUGGUGGGGUCGAAGAAGCCGCAGUACGCCCUGUUCGGGGAUACAGUCAACACGGCGUCUAGGAUGAAGACGACGGGGAAGCCAGACUACAUACACAUAUCCGAAGCAACAUACGAUUUGGUAAAGGAUGACAAGACGUUGAUAUAUGAAAAGAAGGAAACAGAAAUUAAAGGAAAGGGAACGAUGACCACAUACCUACUAACAUCUGUCAUUGGAUUAAACUAUCCAUUUGUAGAUGAACCGAUCGACGAUGGAAAGGGUAAUUUUUCGUCGGAUCUUUACCUAGACAGUAAUGACCCAAGUAAUAACAUAAACCUGGACCAAACACACAACAUCUUCGGCUUCUACUCAAACAGAGCUAACCAGAAUAAUGAGUACUACAUAAAUGACACCAUAUACAAUGAUGAGUAUAGUUUUAACGAAUCAGAUAAUGACACAAAUAACGAAUACGUGAAUUUGAAGGAGCCGUCUCUUAAAGACUUUCCCAAUGAGUACACUAGAGAUGUAAACACCCAUUUCUACGAAAUUAUAAAAUUGAGGAAUUUAAAAAUUGGCACAGCUGUAGGACAUCAGCUCAAACAGAAGGAUGUUCUAAAUAUGACAUUUUUAAAUAAUGGCCUGAACAAUGACACCACAACAAAUUUCAACCCCUACAUUGAAAGUAACAACAAUUUCGAGGAGAUGAAAGACCUCGAUGGAGGGAUGAACAAACUCUCCCUUAGUGAUUCCCUAUAUUACUUAAACGAUAACUUUAUAAAAAAGGAUCCAGAAAAUGACAACUUCCAGCACAGGAAUAAGCUUGGCACGCAGGAAAUAAUUGACCAGCAUACUAAACAGAGCAUACAAAAUUUUACCCAUUCGAAUAGAGACCUCCUGGACAACAAUGAAGGUGAAUACAAGGACAUCCAACUUUGUACACGGAAAUGCAACACCUGUGGGGAAAACUACUGCACUCCAAAUGAUUGUGUCAAUUAUGAUCACGUCAAUCAUGUAUCGUAUCAUAAAAUGCUAAGUAACAUAAGGAUGAAUUAUCUGAAGAAUAUUAGGAAGGACGCGAAAAAGGAUUCGGAAAGGAAGGAAGAACUGGAUGGAAGGGGUUCCAAGGGAGGACUCCUAUCCACCAGCUAUGUAGCAUCCUGCUUAUCGAAGGUGUUUUCCAUUUUGGGAUGGGGAAAAAGGAACCAAUGUAGAAACACGCAGGGAAAAACCCAACUGGAUGAUCCGAAAAGAAGCGCAAAGCGAACCUCCUCUAUGAGGGGUUAUACAGAAAGGACCCCCCCCACGAUCGAAAAGGAGGACAAAUUCAAACGAGUAAUAUCGCUCAACAGCGAGUGGAUCUUCCUCAAAUUUAGCGACAAAAAUUUGGAGGCCAAAUAUAGGGCCCAUUUCUACAGCAACAAAUCGAAUAUCAACUCGAUAGAGCAGGCUCUGAUCAUAUUCCUAGUUACCUUUGUCAUGCAAACUUUAAUUUCUAGCACAGUGUCCAUCGUGUUCGUGGACCAUAAGUUUGCAACGCAGACGUUAGAAGUGAACUACUUCGCCUACUGGUCUGUUCGAUCUCUCUACACUUACCUUGGCUUCAUCCUUUGGCUCCUUUUCCACUACAGAACGAGACCUGAAGUGUCUUCCCUGCUAAACAUAAAGUGGAUGAUCUUUUUCCUCAAUUUGUUAUUCAUAUCUGCUGCUUGCGUUUUUUCCAUUGCGUACCUAUGGGCGAUUUCCGAGACGGAUCAGACAACUUCCUACACCAUAUGGAUGACAAACGAUACGAUAGAGUUUUUUUUUUACCUAGUUAUAUUGCACCAUAACACGGGGAUGUUAUUCCAGACAUGCAUCCUGGUCGACCUGUUAUUCAUUACCAUGUCUUUGACGUUCAUAUCGACCAGUGUGGUCAAGACUAUCACUACGGACUCCACUGUAAUGUUGAUUCCCUGGUAUGUAGCCUUCAAUUUGAUAUCCACCUAUUGCAAAGAAUCCAUAGAUAGGAGAACCUUUUACGCAAAUGAAAGUGCCAAAAAGACGGAAAACAGAGCAACAGAGCUACUUAACGAUAUGCUUCCAAAACAUGUGUUAGAGGAAUUCCAACAGGAUAGACUCAAACUUGCCUACACACAUGACAGAUUAACAUUUCUCUUUGCGGACAUAUGUGGGUUUACAUCCUGGGCCAAUGGUGUUGACGCAUCUGAGGUGUUGACAUUACUGCAGAAAUUAUUUGCCAAGUUCGACAACGACAGCACUAAAUAUGGCCUAUACAAAUUAUGCACCAUCGGGGAUGCAUACGUAGCUAUAAGUGAGCCAGUAACGGAGGACAACCAGGAUUAUGAUCCUGUCGAUGGAACGGAAAGGGUACUAGAAAUGGCCUAUUCGAUGAUACGAAUAAUAAAAGAAAUAAGAGAGAAAUUAUGUAUUCCUAAUUUAAAUAUGCGUAUUGGAUUACAUUAUGGGUCCUGUGUCGGGGGAGUUAUUGGAUCUGGUCGACUACGAUAUGACCUUUGGGGAAUUGAUGUCCUUACAGGGAACCUCAUGGAGAGUAACGGAGUCCCUGGUAAAAUUAACGUCUCUGAAACGCUCAAGAAUUUUCUCCUACAACAGUUUAAAAAUAGGUUCAUAUUUAAACCGCAUACUACCGUUCGGGUUAUCUACAAGGACGUCAAAUCUUUUAUCAUAACUGAUAAGAAAGAAAUCGAUGCGACGAAUAACUCUAAGAAUAUACACAGUCGGGGGUACUUACUUAACCGAAAAAUUCGCAGACAGAACCAUUUGGAUGCUGACCUUCUAUUUGAUGGGAAGAAGCCAAGCACCUUCACUCGCUCCAUGUGCAACUCCAAUUCGUUUGAAAAUAGCCACGCGCCCAACAGGGAUUUGUAUUACAUUAAUGUGAAAGAUGAGGAGUCCAACUUGUAG
Messenger RNA from Plasmodium coatneyi, 11610 nucleotides. RefSeq names its product Adenylate and guanylate cyclase catalytic domain containing protein. Bases 1 to 11610 code for a protein of 3869 amino acids. Gene Ontology annotation, biological process: phospholipid translocation; cyclic nucleotide biosynthetic process; intracellular signal transduction. The transcript has a single exon. Gene Ontology annotation, cellular component: plasma membrane. The record is from RefSeq and is a predicted model, not a curated record. NCBI's taxonomy places the organism in Eukaryota, Apicomplexa, Aconoidasida, Haemosporida, Plasmodiidae. Gene Ontology annotation, molecular function: ATPase-coupled intramembrane lipid carrier activity; nucleotide binding.